Cebus imitator (Panamanian white-faced capuchin) is the source of this 6129-nucleotide messenger RNA. It is a transcript of the gene TOGARAM1, whose product is annotated as TOG array regulator of axonemal microtubules 1. The record is from RefSeq and is a predicted model, not a curated record. Gene Ontology annotation, cellular component: cytoplasmic microtubule; cilium. Gene Ontology annotation, biological process: microtubule cytoskeleton organization. Lineage: Eukaryota; Metazoa; Chordata; Mammalia; Primates; Cebidae. Gene Ontology annotation, molecular function: microtubule binding. Bases 237 to 5255 code for a protein of 1672 amino acids. The transcript is spliced from 19 exons.
GGUCACGUGGUGCCCCUGGUUACGCCCGGUGGCAGCUGUGGGGUCUAGGGCGCAGACGGGGGCCAUUUUGCCAGAGGCUGCCUCCCGGAGUUGGGGGCGGCCUGGCGGCAGGUUGAAGCUGUUCUUUUUCCUCUUCUGCAGUUUGGGCCUUGGAGAGGAUCUGGAAGUCUGGGCUCCAUCUAGCCCGUCAGAGACGGCAAUGGUUUCUUCCAGCCACCGCCACCUGACGACCCUGCAUGGCGGCUGCGCCCUCCGCCCUGCUUCUGCUGCCGCCCUUUCCAGUCCUCUGUGCCUAUCAGCUCCAGAGACGCAGUCGUCCUUCCGCCUCAGAGACUGAUAGUCGAGUUGGGGGCAUUAUGAGAGGAGAGAAAAACUACUACUGCCGUGGAGCUGCGGGGGACCACGGUUCCUGCCCCACUACAACCUCCCCUCUGGCCUCGGCCGUCUUGAUGCCCUCGGAGGCAGCCUCUAGCAGCUGGUCUGGGUCUGGAGGCAGUUUGUCUGGGGGAGAUGAAGAGGAGACUCGGCUCCGUCAACUCCUCCGCACCGCGCCGGAUCCUUCUGAGGCCUUUCAGGCUUUGCAAGCUGCUUUACCGAGGCGGGGCGGUCGACUUGGCUUUCCCCGACGCAAGGAAGCUUUGUAUCGGGCACUGGGCCGAGUGCUUGUGGAAGGAGGUAGUGAUGAGAAGCGACUCUGCAUGCAAUUUCUCUCAGACGUUCUCCGGGGUCAGGGGGAGGCAGGCCAGCUGGAAGAGGCCUUUAGCUUAGCACUUUUGCCUCAACUAGUUGUCUCGUUACGGGAAGAGAAUCCAGCCUUGCGGAAAGAUGCGCUGCAGAUCCUGCACAUAUGUCUGAAACGUAGUUCUGGAGAGGUGCUGAGAACGCUUAUACAGCAAGGACUGGAAAGUACCGAUGCCCGACUUAGAGCUUCCACAGCACUGCUGCUCCCCAUCUUGCUUACUACUGAGGACUUGUUACUUGGUCUGGAUCUCACUGAGGUGAUAAUAUCCCUAGCCCGAAAGCUUGGUGAUCAGGAGACAGAAGAAGAAUCUGAGACAGCUUUCUCCGCACUUCAACAAAUUGGGGAGCGACUUGGCCAAGACAGAUUUCAGUCUUAUAUUUCUCGUCUGCCCUCUGCCCUGAGGAGACACUACAACCGCCGCCUGGAGUCCCAGUUUGGAGGUGAGGUUCCUUAUUAUUUGGAACUUGAAGCCUCAGGAUUUCCUCAAGAUCCCCUUCCCUGUCCAGUGACUCUUUCCAACAGCAAUCUUAAAUUUGGGAUUAUUCCUCAGGAGCUGCAUUCACGGUUGUUGGAUCAGGAAGACUAUAAGAACCGGACUCAGGCCGUCGAAGAACUAAAGCAGGUGCUGGGAAAAUUUAACCCUAGUUCUACUCCUCAUUCUAGUCUUGUUGGCUUCAUUAGUUUGCUAUAUAAUUUGUUAGAUGAUUCUAACUUCAAAGUGGUCCAUGGCACACUUCAGGUCCUGCAUUUACUGGUUACUCGCCUUGGAGAGCAGGUACAGCAGUUUUUGGGACCAGUUAUAGCAGCUUCUGUCAAAGUGCUGGCAGACAACAAGUUGGUGAUUAAACAAGAAUACAUGAAAAUCUUCCUCAAGCUAAUGAAGGAAGUAGGACCUCAGCAGGUUCUUUGUUUACUCCUGGAACAUCUCAAGCAUAAGCAUUCCAGAGUGAGAGAGGAGGUGGUGAACAUAUGCAUCUGCUCCCUGCUGACCUAUCCUAGUGAGGAUUUUGACUUGCCCAAACUGUCCUUUGAUCUAGCCCCAGCUCUUGUAGAUAGCAAACGCAGGGUACGCCAAGCAGCUUUAGAAGCUUUUGCUGUAUUGGCAUCAUCAAUGGGCUCAGGUAAAACCAGCAUCCUUUUUAAAGCUGUGGAUACUGUUGAACUGCAAGAUAAUGGAGAUGGAGUGAUAAAUGCUGUGCAGGCCAGACUGGCUAGGAAAACCUUACCAAGGCUAACAGAGCAGGGAUUUGUGGAAUAUGCAGUACUCAUGCCAUCUUCUGCCCAGGAUAGGUCAAACCAUUUGGCAUAUGGAGCAGAUACUGACUGGCUUCUGGCUGGUAACAGAACUCAGAGUGCACACUGCCACUGUGGUGACCACAUGAGGGAUAGCAUGCAAAUUUAUGGAUCUUACAGUCCAACUAUUUGUACCCGAAGGGUAUUAAGUGCAGGAAAAGGAAAAAAUAAAUUACCAUGGGAAAAUGAGCAGCCUGGAAUCAUGGGAGAAAACCAGACUUCCACUUCCAAGGAUAUAGAGCAGUUCUCAACAUACGAUUUCAUCCCAUCUCCAAAAUUAAAGCCCUCUCAAGGAAUGCCAGUCGAUGAUGAUUUAUGUUUCAGCAGAAAAAGAGUAUCAAGAAACUUAUUUCAGAAUAGUCGUGAUUUUAACCCAGAUUCUCUUCCUGUCUGUGCUGCUGAUACUACGGGGACUCAUCAAACAAAUCUUUCUGGGAAAUGUGCACAACUUGGGUUUUCACAAACAUGUGGUAAAACUGGCAGUGUGGAUUCUGACUUACAAUUCCUAGGGACAACUAGCAGUCAUCAAGAUAAAGGAGAAAAUUCUCAAGAAAAACCUUCAGUUCAGCUUACACCUGCUUUGGUGAGAUUACCAUCUUCCCGACGAGGCCUAAAUGGAACAAAGCCUGUUCCUCCUAUACCAAGGGGAAUAAGCCUGUUGCCUGAUAAAGCUGAUUUAAGCGCAGUGGGACACAAAAAGAAAGAGUCUGAUGACGUUUGGAAGUGUGAAAAAGAUAGUCUUCCAAUUGAUCUUUCUGAAUUAAAUUUCAAGGAUAAAGAUUUUGAUCAAGAAGAGAUGCAUAGCUCUCUUAGGUCCCUUCGUAAUAGUGCAGCUAAGAAAAGAGCAAAACUGAGUGGCAGUACUUCAGAUCUUGAAAGCCCUGAUUCUGCAAUGAAGCUCGACUUGACAAUGGACUCCCCGUCUCGGUCUUCGUCUCCAAACAUCAGUUCUUACAGUGAAAGUGGAGUUUACAGCCAAGAUUCAUUGACUUCUCUGUCUACAACUCCUCAGGGGAAGAGAAUAAUGUCAGACAUAUUUCCAACAUUUGUGUCAAAACCUUGUCCAACAAGACUUUCUUCUGCAAAGAAAAAAGCCUCUCAUAUUGCUGAACAAAGUCCCAGCACAGGAUUUGCAGGGUCAUCAACAAAUGCACAGCAAAUUUCCAGUUUUGACUUCACAUCCACAAAGACUUUAUCAGAAAACUCAGUAGUAGUUGUUGGAAAAGGCGUAUUUGGAAGUUUAAGUUCAGCACCAGCAACCUGCAGCCAAUCAAUGAUAUCUUCUGUGGAAAAUGGGGAUGCAUUUUCAAUUAAACAAAGUAUUGAACCACCAUCAGGGAUUUAUGGAAGAUCAGUCCAGCAACGUAUUUCAUCAUAUCUUGAUGUUGAGAAUGACAAAGAUGUUAAAGUUUCUAUUUCAAAAUCUACUUAUAACAAGAUGAGACAAAAGAGAAAAGAAGAGAAAGAACUGUUCCACAGUAAAGAUUGUGAAAAGAAGGAACAAAAUUCCUGGGAACGAAUGAAACAUAAAGGAACUGAGAAAAUGGCAUCUGAAAGCGAAACAUCUACUAGAGCCAUUUUGCAGUAUAAAGAAAGGAUGCCUUCUGUCACUCAUAGUCCAGAAAUAAUGGAUUUAUCAGAACUACGGCCAUUCUGUAAACCAGAAAUAGCACUGACAGAAGCCCUGAGGCUUUUAGCUGAUGAAGACUGGGAGAAGAAAAUUGAGGGACUGAAUUUUAUUAGAUGCUUAGCUGCUUUUCAUCCUGAGAUAUUGAGCACAAAAUUGCAUGAAACAACUUUUGCAGUUGUUCAAGAGGUGAAAAAUUUACGUUCUGGAGUUUCUCGUGCUGCUGUGGUCUGUUUAAGUGAUCUUUUCACUUAUUUGAAAAAGAGCAUGGAUCAAGAAUUAGAUACCACAGUAAAAGUUUUGUUGCACAAGGCUGGUGAAUCAAAUACAUUUAUAAGAGAAGAUGUUGACAAAGCAUUGAGAGCUAUGGUUAAUAAUGUAACUCCUGCACGUGCAGUUGUUUCUCUUAUCAAUGGCGGACAAAGCCAUUUACACAUUGCUGUAAGAAGGUGUACAGCCCAGCAUUUAUCAGAUGUAUUGGAAUUUAUGGAACCAGAACGUAUUUUAUCUGCAACAAAGGAUAUGGCUGAACGUAUAUUACCAGCUGCUGCUAAGUUUGCUCAAGACAGUUCACAAGAAACCAGGUUUUAUGGUCGAAAGAUGUUGUUCUUCAUGAUGUGUCAUCCUAACUUUGAAAAAAUGCUUGAAAAGUAUGUCCCAUCUAAAGAUUUUCCAUAUAUUAAGGAAUCUGUUAGAAACCUACGACAAAAGGGUUUGGGAGAGCUACCAUUGGAUACUCCUUCAGCAAAAGGAAGACGAUCUCAUACUAGCAGUGUUGGAAAUACAAGAUCAUCAUCUGUUUCCAGAGAUGCUUUCAAUUCAGCUGAAAGAGAGGUAACUGAAGUUCGUGAAGUCACCAGAAAAUCAGUCCCUCGUAAUUCCCUAGAAAGUGCUGAGUACCUUAAAGUCAUAACUGGUUUAUUAAAUGCAAAAGACUUUCGUGAUCGUAUUAAUGGGAUUAAGCAGCUUUUAUCAGAUACUGAAAAUAAUCAAGAGCUUGUUGUUGGAAACAUUGUGAAGAUUUUUGAUGCUUUUAAAUCUCGACUUCAUGAUUCUAAUAGUAAAGUAAAUCUGGUGGCUCUGGAAACAAUGCACAAAAUGAUUCCUUUACUUAGAGACCACUUAUCUCCUAUAAUCAACAUGCUAAUUCCGGCAAUAGUGGAUAACAAUCUGAAUUCCAAGAAUCCAGGCAUCUACACUGCUGCUACAAAUGUUGUUCAGGCACUGAGUCAGCAUGUAGACAAUUACUUACUUCUACAGCCAUUUUGCACAAAGGCUCAGUUUUUAAAUGGAAAAGCAAAACAGGAUAUGACGGAAAAGCUUGCUGAUAUUGUUAUGGAACUUUAUCAAAGGAAGCCACAUGCCACAGAACAGAAAGUAUUGGUUGUUUUAUGGCAUCUUUUAGGAAACAUGACAAAUAGUGGCUCUCUGCCUGGAGCUGGAGGAAAUAUACGAACAGCCACAGCUAAAUUAUCAAAAGCACUCUUUGCACAGAUGGGUCAGAAUCUGUUAAAUCAGGCUGCAUCUCAACCACCACAUAUCAAAAAGAGUUUAGAGGAAUUACUUGAUAUGACAAUUUUAAAUGAAUUAUGAAUCUUUGAUAAAAUAUGGUAUGAUGAACGAAAGUGUUUACAUGAUGACAAAUGGAACUUUCUAAAAGUUACAUUAUCAGUGCCUGCAGUUCACAGCCAGUAAAUUAAGUCAAUGGCUAUUUUUAUUUGCAGCCUAUGAGUACACAGCUGUCCUUUAUCAACCCUACCACUUGUACCCAUCACAUAAAAACCUAAAGUAUAUCAUUCAUGAAUGAGAAUUCAUGAAAUCUCAGGCACGUGGGAUGAAUUCAGUUUUAAUAUUUUUGAGAAAAGUCCUGCUCAUUUGCACUAUUCUAUACAAACUACAAUUUGUUGCCCUAUAUAUACAAUUAGAAUUAUAAUUAAAAAUAUACUUUUUAUUAUGUAAUCAUGUUCUGCUAUGUCUCAUUACUCAGCCUUAUUUUAUAACAUGGAAGUCACUGAACUAUGUUAUCACAAACUAAGUUUUGUAUAUUAUUUGUGAAAAACAUGUAUUUCUGAAUCAGUCCGCUAAUAUGAUUGUGCAGUAUUGGCUUGCUUUUGCUGCUGUGUUAAUAUAUUUGCUUACCUUUUGGGUUUAAUUAUCUACACAAUUGUGAAAUUUAACAAGAUAUAAUAAAGCAUGACAACCAAAGUUUUAGAAAACAUUAAACAUUUUAAAUGCACGUUUGAAAUACGUAUUGAAUGUAACCUCCCUAUUUUUGUGUGCGAACACUAAAUUUUAUUUCUUUAUGUUUUCACAUUUAUAAAGGUGUUAUUUUGCUGCCCAGUUGUGUAAUUCUCAAAAAUAGUGCCAGGUCUUCUAUAGGUUUUUUCAGAAUUCUUGGGCUUACAAGUACUGUAUGCAUCUUUAAAAAGAAAAGGAGUGUUAUAAAAUAAAAGGAUUUAUUUCUGUA